Molecule: messenger RNA, 501 nt
Organism: Botrytis deweyae
Lineage: Eukaryota; Fungi; Ascomycota; Leotiomycetes; Helotiales; Sclerotiniaceae
Exons: 2
Coding region: 1-501 (166 amino acids)
Source: RefSeq, a predicted model, not a curated record
AUGGAAGGACAGUAUCUUUUGGUCUUUCGAAUUAACAAUGACGACAAUGGACAUCUUGGCUCCAACGGGGAGGCAGAUAGCAAGAUAUAUCUUGUAGCUCCAACAGAAAGGCAGAUAGCCAGAAAUUAUCUUGUAGCUCCAACAGAGAGAAGCAAGCCCAUAUGCCCAUCGCAUCUUUCCUCGAACCAAAACGAUCUGGAGAAGGCAGGAGAGAAGUUGAAUGAAAGUCCCAGACCAUCAGAGCUUAGUGUCUUUUGGUGCCCAAGGACUGUUGAGAGUCGGAUGAAUCAAAAGCUACACCCCUUAUCGAACGAUACGGAUUUGAAUUGUAACCGAUGGCUCGACGUGGGUGGAUAUGGUCGCAGACUUUCUUCCGACCCGGAAGCUUGCAAGGAAAGUAAGUGUCGUUUGAAAGGUCUUGCAGGAGCGCCAUCCCAUCGGGCCGCUACCAUGCCCAUAAAGAACUUGACUGGUCUUACAGAAGUGCCAUUGGGCCACUAA